ACAAAAGUGAUAAAUUACAAUUGUUACAAAUCGGUGUUUUCGAAUCCGCAGGAGUGAAAGAAGUGCUUGUUUCUGGUAUUAUCAUUGGGGUUGUUAGUUAGUUAUUACUAAUAUAGAGUUAGAUCAAUGGCACUUUUACAAAUGCAACUGGAACGAUCACCACGGACUUUAAAGUGAAUUUUGGAGCUUCUGUGUGUUUUUGCGAAUAUUGGUAAAAGCAAAAGUAAUAUGUCUGACGCUUUCGAAGAGAUUCAAGCAAUCAAGAUCAAAAGGAAUUGUUUGAGAGAAAAACUGCAGAAGAGAAAACGAGAGAGGCAUGAAUUAUUUACCCUGACCUCUGGUGCUUCCCUAACUUCAUCUCCUAGUAAUGAGCCUCUCAAGUCUCCUGGUUCGAACUCGACAACACUAACUAAUUCAGCAGAAUAUGAGAGUGAUAUAUUGAACAUCCUUCACGACUCCAACACAAAUUUGCCAAUCACAUCUGCAGAGCUGCUGGAUCAGUUAAGAAAAAAUUUGAAUGCUGAUGUAUCACAUGGCGACAUCAAUAAAAUAUUGGAGAAACUUGCCUCUCAAGAUGUUGUUAAAAUCAAGGAAGUUACCGAAGAUGAUGUGUUUGGAUAUACAGUAUUGUCUUUUGCUGAAGCAUCGCCGCUUCAAGUUCAGUGCCUUUCUGAAAUCAUUGAAAAUGCGGAAAGUACAGAAUCAACUACAUCAGAAACCAGUGACAAUCCACCCCCAGAGAAGCAAAUCAAACUCGAUGCAAAGUGCACAGAGGAUAUAAUGUCUCUAAUAUCCAUGCCCACGAUUCGCGAGAAAGAAAACAAAAAAGUCGGAGAACAGAUCCUGGAUCUGCUCUCAAAGCAAACAUCCAAGGAAAAAUCUCUGGCUGAAAGGUUCAGAUCUCAAGGUGGAGCUCAGGUGAUGGAGUUCUGUCCUCACGGAACGCGAGUCGACUGCGCCAAGCUCAAUCAAGGAUUUGCCAACAAGUGCAAAAAACUGCACUUUAAGAAAAUCAUUCAAGGCCACACCGAUGAAUCCCUUGGCGAUUGUAGUUUUUUAAAUACCUGUUUUCACAUGGACACUUGUAAAUAUGUACAUUACGAAGUUGACGGCUCAACGACUCAGCAGCAGCAGCAACAGCAGCAACAACAGCAGCAACAACAGCAGCAACAAAAUAAUGUGGGAAUGGACGAGGGAGCGGCAAACGGCACCAACAGUGACAAGCACUCCGUGAAUUCCGGUCCUGUUGAUAAUUCGCCGUUAUUAGCGAACAAAGCCAGCGCAGAGUUAACUUUGUAUCCUCCACAGUGGAUACAGUGCGAUCUGCGAUACCUGGACAUGACCGUGUUAGGCAAAUUCGCGGUAAUAAUGGCAGAUCCGCCAUGGGACAUUCACAUGGAACUGCCGUAUGGAACGAUGUCGGAUGACGAGAUGCGACAGCUGGGCAUCCCGGCGUUACAGGAUGAGGGAUUAUUGUUCCUCUGGGUGACCGGCAGGGCUAUGGAGUUGGGCAGAGAGUGUCUUCAGCUUUGGGGCUAUGAGCGCGUCGACGAGAUCAUUUGGGUGAAGACGAACCAAUUGCAGAGGAUCAUUCGUACAGGUCGCACGGGACAUUGGUUGAAUCAUGGCAAGGAGCACUGUCUCGUAGGUAUGAAAGGUAAUCCGCGUAUCAAUCGUGGGCUCGAUAGUGAUGUCAUCGUUGCUGAGGUCAGAGCCACGAGUCACAAGCCAGACGAAAUUUACGGAAUUAUAGAACGUAUGAGUCCUGGCACUAGGAAAAUUGAAUUAUUUGGCAGGCCUCACAAUGUCCAGCCCAAUUGGAUUACUCUUGGAAAUCAAGUUGAUGGCGUACAUUUGGUUGAUCCUCAAUUGAUUAAGGUUUUCAAAAAACGAUACCCUGACGGCAAUUCUAUGAAACCCACGAAAACAUAGUCAAU
Molecule: messenger RNA, 1937 nt
Organism: Copidosoma floridanum
Lineage: Eukaryota; Metazoa; Arthropoda; Insecta; Hymenoptera; Encyrtidae
Gene: Mettl3
Product: methyltransferase like 3
Biological process (GO): RNA methylation; mRNA modification
Cellular component (GO): RNA N6-methyladenosine methyltransferase complex; nucleus
Molecular function (GO): mRNA m(6)A methyltransferase activity
Source: RefSeq, a predicted model, not a curated record